This is a messenger RNA of Pseudogymnoascus destructans, 279 nucleotides long. RefSeq lists its product as uncharacterized. The coding region runs from base 1 to 279 and encodes 92 amino acids. The transcript has 4 exons. The record is from RefSeq and is a predicted model, not a curated record. NCBI's taxonomy places the organism in Eukaryota, Fungi, Ascomycota, Leotiomycetes, Thelebolales, Thelebolaceae.
AUGGAGCCUAUCCCACCGAAUAUCAAGUUCGCGCCCGCCGUUCCGUUUCCAGACCCAUUUGUGCCUGAGAAUCGCAUCAAGCAGCUGCGCCAAUACCUCGAUGAGAAAAAUGAUUCGUAUCAGCUAGCUGGGCAACAAGCAAAUAUCGCCACCAUUGUUCCCGAGGAUGAAGCCUACAAGCGCCAUGGACAUGUGUGGAUCGAGCAAGGGAUCGCCUACCAAAUGAGCGCCAAGUGUGCAUACGGGAAUGGGACCUUUGGUCCAAAGCGGCAUGAGUAG